This is a messenger RNA of Gamsiella multidivaricata, 2613 nucleotides long. RefSeq lists its product as uncharacterized. Bases 177 to 2417 code for a protein of 746 amino acids. Lineage: Eukaryota; Fungi; Mortierellomycota; Mortierellomycetes; Mortierellales; Mortierellaceae. The record is from RefSeq and is a predicted model, not a curated record. The transcript is spliced from 3 exons.
GCUUCCCAUAAAUACCAGCCCUCUCUUUCUCCCUCUCUUUCUCCCUCCCUCUCUCUCUUCAUUUCCCUCCUCGUUAUACUCACUACUUACUUACUUACCUUCUUACUUACUUACCUACCAACUUUCUUACCUACUUGCUUGCUCUACCCUUAACCCAUACUGAUUCCACACACCCGAUGCAGCAGCAUGAACAACACGACAUCGAUACCAUCGCCACAACCGCCGCCCCGCCGGGCCCCGCCACCCAGCCGUUGACCAACACCCUCCCCGCCCUCAACAGCCUCGACCCUGCUCUGCCCUCGCCCCACACCCCCGCCCAUCCCAUCCCCAACCCUGCUGCGCCCAACCUCCCCAACCGGUCCUCAACAGACCUCAACAACACCACCAACACCAACAACGCCUUGAACGUCCACACAAAGGCCGCUCGACGAGCUUCUAUCACCGACACAGUCCUCGCUGGUGCAGCCACAGCAGCAUCCAGUGCCGCCACUGCCGCCUCAUCGGUCGUUGCUGCUGCCAGGAAACUGGUCCUCCAUAACGAGGACGGCAAGGAAGGCCUGGACGCUGUGACGGAUUCCUCAGACGACCAUCAUGGGCUCGAGUUCUCGCAGCGCCAUCUAUCGGCGAGAUCGCGCAAAAAACGUCCGCAAACACCUACCGCUGCUCCUAUCGCCUCCAUCGACAACUCAACCCCCAAUACGAAUGCAAACACAAACACAAACACAGACACAAGCAGCAACACAAACCCGAUCAUAAACACUAUCGGCAACCCCAAUGAUUCUGUCACAGGUGUCACCAGCCCCUCCACUGCAUCGGGCUUGAAUGUCAUCAACAGUGGGGUCGCGACAGAGACGAGACCCAGUGUGGCCUCUAGCGGCAUCAGCACCCCCGUCCACUCUUCCGACUUGGACGCAGCUGGCGAUAGCAUAAUGGUGGUUGGCACGCCCGCCGCGACGGAUGCUCUGACGAAGGGUGUCGAUCCACUCUCGCAUGGUCCGGACAUGGUGUCCAAGGGUCAGGGUGUCGCUGCACCUUCCGACAGCAUCGCGGGGCCGACAGAUCAAGGGAGGAGUCUGCUGGAUCGAGAGCGACCCAUCGAUGCUGCGAACGCACCGACAAACAGUGGAAUUGAUUCUAGCAACAACAGCAACAAUGAGAAGGGCUCCGACGACAACGACAACAGAGCCUGGGGGCCCUCCCCGACUCGCUCUGCUCACCCCAUCAACACCAUGUAUGUAUCACAUCGUGGCCCGGACAGUAUACCCCACCAGGCCAUGAAUGUUGAUCUGCCUUCGGUUUCCCAUACCCUCGACUCCCCCUCAACACGCACGGGAAUGGGCGUGGAUGUGCCAAGGCUCGUGGGCGAACCUGCUGAUCCACACAAUCGUCAGAAGGGCGGCCUCCACGUCGACAGCGGCCACAAGAAGAUCCACAACGCGGACGGACACGAGAUCCAUGUGCCGCACCACCAUCAUGAUGACGACAGCGAACUCGGAUCGUCUAUCCAGACAUCCAAGGACAACAGCAAGGUGAUUUAUGGCAACGACCAUCACAGGACCCAAAACGGCCUACCGGAGGCCAAGGCUGCGAUCAACAAGAACCCCUUUGAGGCCCAUAUGAGUCAUCAUCGAGACUCGGUCUCGUCGGGCAUGAAUGUUGAUCACCCUGUCGUCCCUACGUCCAAGCUCGCCGGAUCUGGCUCCUCGGACAUCACGAACCAUAACCGACCUCCUGGCACUUACAAUUCUGCCAUCAAUGUCGAUAGAGCUGGAGCGUCCGAUGUCAAGAGAUCAGGCAUGGGCGUCGACAGCCCUGCGGUUGUCACCCAUCACUUGGCACACGCACAUGAUCAUCUCCAAAAUCCUGCCAGACGCAGCUCCAGCAUCUUUUCUAGUGCGAGUCAUAAGUCUCGCUCUUCGGAAAAGAAGCUUAAUAGUGGAUCUUCCCCCACUGGCACGAAUCUUGACAACCAAGUCGAUGGCGACCGCGAGAAGGGCAUUGGAAAGCUCAAGAACGUGUUCCGUCGGCGUAGUUCCUCCCGAACCCUGGAUUCUGUCAACAGUGCUACCAAGGCCUCAGGCGGUGUAGUUGCAUCUGGUCUUGCACAGGAUGCCACCUCAGCCAAGCAGGGACCCUUAUCCAAUUCACCCUCAUCCUUGACACAUCCUUUUUCUGUGCCAGCUGGAUAUGAAGGCCCAAUUCCUCAAGUGGGACAGGACGAAGAAGUCAUUUGGGUCAAGAGGAUUAUCCAAACCGAGUACUAUGACGACAGCGGCAACGACAAUGAGGAAGGAGGUACUGCCACAGCGGAAGUGCAACACCAUGAGUCUAAUCAGGACAGUCGCCAACACAUGUCUUUACUUGAUCGUCUGCGUGGCCGCCACCAUCCCUCUGUCAAAGGAAAGCAGCGCGUGUAAAAAGCGAGCGAGCGAGGACUUGAGUUUUUCUUUGUCAUAAUAAUUUGGUCCGCUUUUAUUUUGUUCAUGAGCAAUAAAAGAGAAAUUCAUGAGGAUGAUAUUAAAGUACAGGACAUUGGAUUAAUAAUACAAAAUCUGAAGAAGAAGUAGAGAAAUGACAACGCAAAGUGAAAAAAAGUGAGGAUUAAAAAAAAAA